Molecule: messenger RNA, 7250 nt
Organism: Numida meleagris (helmeted guineafowl)
Lineage: Eukaryota; Metazoa; Chordata; Aves; Galliformes; Numididae
Gene: ZDHHC14
Product: zinc finger DHHC-type containing 14
Exons: 9
Coding region: 715-1806 (363 amino acids)
Biological process (GO): protein targeting to membrane; peptidyl-L-cysteine S-palmitoylation
Cellular component (GO): Golgi apparatus; endoplasmic reticulum
Molecular function (GO): protein-cysteine S-palmitoyltransferase activity
Source: RefSeq, a predicted model, not a curated record
GGCGCUGCCGCCCGGCUGCCCGCCGGCCGGCCGCCCGGCCCCGGCCCUGAGCCAGCGGCCGCCGCUCCUCCCCGGCCGGAGGGGAGCGCCGGGAGAGAGCUGGAGCCGCGCCGCGCGCGCUGCUUGCUUUUUCUUUCUUUAAUGAUUUGUUACGCGUGUCUCUUGGGGGAGCGUUUUAGCAAUGGUCAUUUUUAGCAGUGAAAUCUGCUGCGCGAAGGAGGAUUAUACCAAAUCGCUAUGAAUGAUAGACUCGAUUGCUAAACCUUGCCUUGGCCAACCUCCUGACCCGCGGAGAGAGCUCUCAGGGUGUGCGUGGGAAGGAAGAAGCACCCUCCCCUUCGAAAAUAAACUCGGAGAAGACUGAUCCUUUUUUUUUUAAUUUUAGUUUUGGACAGCUGAACUGCUUUAUAAUUUUUUUUUUCUUUUUGGUCUCGUUUUGUCAUAAUUUGCUUUACAAAGGAUUGCCCUACGUAAUGGUUUUGUAACUGUGGUGGAAGAAGGAAGGAGCCCUCGGAAGUGUUAGUGAUGUGACAGCUUUGGUUCCCGAAGAAUUAACCGGUGUGUGCAUAGUGCCCCUAUUGCUGCUCAGGUAGCAGAACUCAUUUUUUUAACUGGGACUGGAGGAGAGGGCUGCCUCGGUCAGCAGGAGCCUUGCACAGGUUUAUAUCGCGUGUACUUCUUGGUGGGGUUCUCCCCACACGGUACUCUCUCUUGAUGACACCUGGAGGUGGCAGUGGGCCCAUGAAAGACUGCGAAUACAGUCAGAUCAGCACACACAGCUCUUCGUCUCCCAUGGAGUCUCCCCAUAAGAAAAAGAAGGCAGCUCCCAAGAGAAAAUGGGAGGUUUUUCCUGGAAGGAACAAAUUCUUCUGCAAUGGGAGGAUCAUGAUGGCUCGGCAGACCGGAGUCUUCUACUUGACUCUCGUGCUCAUCCUGGUCACCAGCGGGCUCUUCUUCGCAUUUGACUGUCCAUAUUUAUCAGAGAAGAUUACACCUGCUAUACCUGCAAUUGGUGGGAUACUUUUCUUUUUCGUGAUGGGGACCCUGCUGCGUACUAGUUUCAGUGAUCCUGGUGUCCUCCCACGUGCAACACCAGAUGAAGCAGCAGAUCUAGAGAGACAAAUAGGUAACACUGAAGAUAUUGCAAAUGGCUCCAGUUCAGGAGGAUACCGCCCCCCUCCCAGAACAAAAGAAGUGAUCAUCAAUGGACAGACAGUGAAACUAAAAUACUGUUUCACUUGCAAGAUUUUCCGCCCACCUCGUGCCUCACAUUGCAGCCUUUGUGAUAACUGCGUAGAACGGUUUGAUCACCACUGUCCCUGGGUAGGCAACUGUGUGGGGAAAAGAAACUACAGAUUUUUUUAUAUGUUUAUUUUAUCUCUGUCCUUUCUGACAGUCUUUAUAUUUGCAUUCGUUAUCACCCACGUCAUUCUUCGUUCUCAACAAGCAGGCUUCCUCAAUGCCCUGAAGGACAGUCCUGCAAGUGUGCUGGAAGCUGUGGUGUGCUUUUUCUCCGUAUGGUCCAUUGUGGGCCUCUCAGGUUUUCACACGUAUUUGAUCAGCUCCAAUCAAACAACAAAUGAAGAUAUUAAAGGAUCAUGGUCAAAUAAAAGAGGUAAAGAAAACUAUAAUCCAUACAGUUAUGGAAACAUCUUUACUAAUUGCUGUGCUGCGCUCUGUGGGCCCCUCUCUCCAAGCUUAAUUGACAGAAGAGGAUUUAUACAACCAGAUACGCCACAAUUAGCAGGACCAUCAAAUGGCAUUACUAUGUAUGGGGCCACACAAUCUCAGAGCAACAUGCAAUGACUAUCAUAAUGGAAGAUAGGAUUUCCAAUGACAAGAAGAAGAGAAUAACUGAAAGAGAUCUUUUUCCAAAGGCAAGCAUCUUACAUAUGUGCCUCUUUUUGAAUCGUUUUCCACAUAUAUUGAAUUUUGAGAUUUUGUCAAAGAAGCCGUAAGUUAUGUACUCUCUGCCAACAAAGAGGAGGCCACAAAGCCUUCCAGCAUAACUCUUCCCAAACAGCUUAGUUCUAGCAUUGCUGAUAAACUGUUAUAAAAUUCUUUCUCUAGUUCCUAUGCCUUUUCUACUUAUUAUUUUGAGUAUUAAGUGGAGGAUUAGUUGUUCUCCUUCAUGAAAAAAUGCAUUAGAGUCACAUUAAUUCUGAAUUUUCUGUGAGAUUCAGUUGUGCAGAACAAGGUAAUGCUCUGUGCAAAUUUUUACUCAAAACAACUUAACCCUGAAAAGAAGAUGUUAAAGGAGGGAAAAGAAAGCAAAACUCAAAGGUAGCCCAAGUUCUUUCACAAACUUUCUGACUUUGUCAAGAUGUUUCUUGUUUAUGAUCAUAAGCCCUGAAUAGGUUCUUUGCAUUAAUUAUCUUAACAUUAUAGGAAUGAAAAUCCCAUUGUAAGAAGACAUUAUAUGGUAUAUUAGUGAGGAAAUCUUGUGUCAAUUUGACAGAAGAUCGGCCAAAUUUGUCUGCAGAAAUGGAGAAAUCAUUUAUGGUAUUACUUUAAGUCAAACAGAUAGCUGUUAUGAUUUUGGAGUGUAAUACCUGUAAGUACACAAAUGCAUUUCUUCAAGGAUUUGAACUUCUUACAUCCUAGAACAUCACAUUAUUUGAGCCAGGACAGGUUUAAGUUCUUUAACAGUUAUCAAAGUUACUUUGAAAUGUACAGCUUUCAUUCCUGAAAAUGAUCUCGCAGAAGAAGCUCUAAAUAUGUAACAGGGUCAUAUUUUGUAUGGAGGAAUCUCUUUGAGACACUGAUGCCAUUUUAUCUCAGGGUAUUAUUCCUGGUCUGUAUCCAAGACCAGUUGGAUUCUAGUGGCAGCUGGCUAUUAGCAUUAAAAUUUCUCUGGUGUUUUGCUGCAAGGUUUGAAAGAUCUGCUUAGUUUCCCAGUCUCUCUAGCACUAUUCUCCCUUCCCUAUUCGUAAUCUUUCCUUCUUUCCUGAAUUGUUUGAAGCAUAAGAAAUUAUAAAUUCGUUUCCUUCCUGCAACAGUGCAGUGGGAUGUAACUUUACCUCUUAAUUGUUCUUGUUUUGUGUUUCCCUUUAACUGUGUUCUAAAGUAGUAGACCUUGAACCUAUCUUUGUUCUUCUCUCUCCUACUUCAUAUCUCAUAAAGCAUCAAACAGCAAAACCAAUUUUCCUAAUUCAAAGAUCUCAUCCACAUGAUGGACUCUUUACAAUAAAUAAAUUUUAAUUCACCUUGCUGCUAGCUUAGUUGCCUUCAGCCAUUCUACUUGGCUUCAAGAUUUCCCAUUCCAAUUUAAAUAGAACAGGAUUAAUCAAGUAAAACUUCAUCGUUCUGUUUAAAACUUUUCCCAUGAAGUGACUUGUAAUGCUUUUCCAAGCUUUACAUAACCAGACUCUUUUUUCCCAGUACGUAAUCUUAGUUUCUUCAGAAGUUUGGGGGCAACAGUGCUGGGAAUACCAACCAUUCACUUGGUCUCUAGAAAAAAAAACUGAUGCAGUUUUUUGAAUGAAAGGCAGUGGAGUACACUUUAUGGUAGAGGACAAACAAGGCGCUUGACAUUCCAUUUAUUUUAGAGAAGGAAUCACUAGAAAAUUCUCUAGAAUUCCUUUUGCUCAGAGUUCAGAAGUGAAAGUCAGAAUUUCCUUUGGUGAUUGAAGGUUUCAGUAAUUGACUGGCUCAAGCCCAAGACUGCAGUGGAUGUGGAACAGGGAAAGGAAAGUCUUGUGGAAGAAAAGAUUUUCUUUUUACCAGCUGCUCUCACUGACAAAGGUUAAGCAAUGCGUGGAAUAUUAUUCUGUCUUCCCUUCUGGAACAUUGCAUACCUCUUGGGAAUAAAGGCAGAGGCCUAAAAUGAAAAAUGUGUUCUUGGAGCUGAGGCAGGUAACACUCAAACAUGUGUCUGUUUUGAAGGGUAUUUGUCUGAAACUGCAGCUUGUAUUAGUAUGCUUUCAGAAAAGGAGAAAUACAGUGAUAUUCCUUGACUUAAAAUCAUACGUAGAUCAUACUUGUAGUCCAUAAAUACUGUUUAGAUAGGCAGAGGUUUAGCCAUUUAUUUGUCACCAGAGAUAAUUAUGCUAUUUUAGCAAGUUGACUCUGAGUCCAGGAAAUCAGUUAUCAGAAGUACACUUUUAUAGCAAGUCUCCUUUGAUUAUUUUUUUCGAGAAUGCAUUACAUCUUAUGUCUAUAUUGAAUCUUAAGUUCUAGGUGUUAUACUAAAUACACAGAAUGUGCUAAAAUGUCUCUUGCCAAUUGAUAUUAAAGAAAGAUUUUAAUGAGCGUUUUCUCUCACUCUUGUAUUCUCUUUUCCCUUAUUACAUCCCCUUCCUCAAAUCUGUUACCCACUGACUGAUACCUUUAUAAAUUUUUUUAUAUUUUUUUUUGCCUCAUCCAACUAGCCUCUGGUCAUUUUUUAAACCUCUCUAGGAUACUUAGUGUUAUAUUUUGCUUUCAUUCAUUCUAAUGCAUCUCCUAGCAGAGACCAUCAUUUCUGCAUUUAAAUUAAAAACAAAUAUAAGUCUACAUUUAAACUUGCCAGACACUUGUUUUCAGUGCAAUACAUUAUCUCUUAUUCAGGAUACCAUCUGUGGGGUGCUAUUUUUGUAUUUAAAAGCUUUUGUGGUGAUUUUGCCUUUGAGACAUUGAAUAUUUCCUAUAAGAUCUGCUCUGUUUUUGCUAUUGACUCUAUUUGCCAUGAUCUCAGCAAGUCAGGGAUUUUGUUAUCAGUGUUUCAAAGGCUCAUACCAUGAUUUCUUUUACUUUUCAGGUCUUUAUAUAAAAAAGAGCUUUUUCUUCUCUCCUUACUGCCUGCCUUAUGUUAGUAAGGUAUGAAGCUAUAUUUACUUUUCUGAAGGCCAGUACCAUGUGUAGUUUUAUUUUCUGAUACAUUCCCAGUGCUUUUGAUCUCUUUUUCAAUAUAAUUUUAAAUUAAUCUGGAAAAUUCAUUAGACAACUUCUUAAUAUUCUUAUCCACGUGACAGGCGUGAUUGCUUAGAGCUAAUGAUGUGUAGAUCUGUUAUUUCCAUAGUAUUUCCCUAUUAGCAUUUUAUUGCUAAUUAUUUUUACAAGUUCUUCAUUAGUUUCAUUGCCCAAGUAUUUCUCUUCUCAUUCUAAAGAGGUGGAGGGGUUGUGUGAAAUGCAGCAUCUUAACCAUUAAGAAAUCGUAAUAUUCUGUGUCCUUUCUUUCCUUUUCCAUUGUAAGGUUUACUUUCUUGAUAUUUUGGAAAAGUUCUUAAUUGUUAAACCCAACAGCUACUGUUACCUGAGUCUGCUCUUCUGCAGUAUUUAGCUUUAUCUUAAAAGCCUGAGUUGAUUCUUGGGUUUUGAUUCAGGGUUUUUUCCUCUUUAGUAGUCCAUUGUGAAGAAACAGAAUCCAUCUCACUCCAUGCACUUUUUUUUUAAAGAGGAAUUUGCUGUGUUUUCUUUUACUGUUAUGUCUUUAGGAAUUCUCUAAUGCCUUAUUGAAGUGCUAGGUUUUACUUCUCUCUGCCUUUGUAUCAGGACAGGUUCAUUUCAUAAGGAAAUUCACUUAUACUCCAGUAUUCUAGGUAUCUCUCUAUCAGUGCUUAGGUAGCCGCUUGUUUGCCAGACUGCCUUAUAUCCAAUUCUCCCUUUCCACAAUACAAGUUCAUUAGUUAAAUGGUUUGUUUUCUCUUUUAUUCUAUUACAGUGCAUAUGCAACUAAUGAUUACCUAUGAAACAUGCAGCAAGUCCUCUCCUGAAUGUUCAUAGCAGUAUUUCUAGUACUGGUUUUCAAAAUGGAUUCCAGCUGAUCUAGAGAAUGUUUACUCUGGCUUGUCCCAUUGUUCUUUCCCCUUUGCUUUUCAUAUUCUCAUUAGGGGGGUAAAUAUUUCUACCAUGGCAACCCAAAGAUCAGCAAGGAUUGGGAUCUCACUUUGCUCAACUUUGCUCAGAGUUUUACAGGUGUGUUCCCUUGAAUAUUUACUGUAGUACUGUGAUUUUUCAUGGCCUCAGACAGAACUUAGGACUCUUACCUAGUCAUCGUUACUGCAGCCAAACAGAACAGUAUCAGAGUGCAUAGACUAGACUUCUUCCACAGGUUUUGCUCCUGGAAUUCCCUCAGUGUGUUCUAACCAUUCUCGGGCAUGAAGAAGCUGUUGGCUAGUCUUGAAGUAAAAUUCCUGGAAGAGAGGAGUAGUUCCACCUUUACGUCAGGUCUGUUUCUCUCCACAGACCAUUCCUGUUGCAUUGUACUUCUUGCUAGUGGAGCCAUCUGUUGUCUGCUGGGCUCAGAGCUGCACAGUACCAUGAUGCUGGGUGUGGAAUCCUACAGCCCUUGUGAACAGUUAUGCAGCUCCAUCCCUCCGCUGUUUACUCAUCUAUUAUAUCUAUAUAAUAUGGUAUUUCAGCAUCUUUUCUGUUACUGCCUAGCACUGUCAUUCAGUGUUGCCAGACGUCUGAACUUCUUGUUGUUUGUACUUUGUUCAGAGACACUCAGAUAAUUCAACCUUUUUUUUCCUUUGUCUUUGACGACUGUAAAAAUUCUUUAAUGUUACCAGCGUUAGAACAAUUUUUACAAAGUUCAUUUUAAAUUCAAAGUAAUUUAUCUCUGCAUUGGCAUUAGAAAUGUGAAAAAAACACUGCCAUGUACAAGAGCUUUGUUAACGUGUACGGUUUAUGUAGCUGAAGAAAAAAGCUGAUUUUCUAGAGAAAAUUAAGACUGUUGUUUCAGGCAAAGUUGUUUGUAUUUAUUUGUGAAAUAAACUCAGAGUUUUAGAUUGUCUAAUUUGCUUUGGUUAGUGCCUUUUAAUGUAAAAAUAAAUAGUGAUGGCUGAAAUUUUCUAUGCAUAUAUAUAUUGAAAUUCUGUACUUGUAGAAUUUAUUAAACUUGUUUUACCUUUGGAAUGUGCUGUUCCUCUGAAACAGUGGAAACUGCAAGUAGAAAAUCAGUAGAUCUGAAGUAGGAAGAUACUGGUGGAAUAAUUUCUGCGGUAGAUUUUUAACUAUUUAGAUUUCAGAACUUGGCUUCUUUUUUCUUGUGACUUACAGCUGGUAGACCUUUGCCCAUAGAUUUCAUUUAGUUGAGAAUCAAAUACUGAAUCCAGGGGAAAAAACACACCAGCCCUAUAAACAAAUCUGAUUUCUUUGUUUAGUUUACUAUUAGUCUGCUGGUAUAGUAUGUGCUGCUUUUAUUGUAUGUUUUUGAGAGCUUCAUUUAACCCAUCUACCUAGUUGCUUUUGAAAGCUGAUCAUGGCCUUUUGUUUUACGUGAGAUAUUUCAUGAUAAUCGCUGCUCGUUGAAGAAAAAAAAAAAAAAA